CAAACACACACUCAAAUUCUUCAAUGUCAUAGAGCAAAUAAGCUGAAACCAUGGCAAUGAAAACCAAGCUUUCUUUAGCUAUCUUUCUUUUCUUCCUCUUAGCCUUAUUAUGUUCAAACUUAGCUAUAGCUAUAGGAAGAGAAGAAACUGACCCAGAACUCAAAACUUGUAUACACCAAUGCAAACAACAACGCCAAUAUGAUGAAGAGGAUAAGGGAAUAUGCAUGGACAAGUGUGAGGACUAUCAUCGGAUGAAGCAAGAGCGAGAGAAACGUCAACAUCAACAUCAACGUGAACAUGAACAUCAACAUGAACGUGAACAUGAACAUGAAGAGGAUGAAAAUCCUUAUGUUUUUGAAGACAGAGAUUUUGAAACCAAAAUAGAUACAGAUGAUGGUAGAGUUAUGGCUCUAAACAUGUUUGAUCAAAAAUCAAAGCUGCUUAGAAACUUUGAGAAUUAUGGUUUGACCAUUUUAGAAGCUAAAGGACAUGCUUUUGUUUCACCACACCACUUUGAUUCUGAGGUUAUUUUCUUCAACGUCAAGGGGAGAGGAAUAAUUGGGUUGGUGAUGGAAGAUAAAACCGAGAGAUUUAACCUUGAAGCUGGUGACAUUAUGAGGGUACCUGCAGGAACACCUAUGUACUUGGUUAAUAGAGAUGAGAAUGAGAAGCUUUUUGUUGCAGCAUUGCACAUGCCACCUUCCUCUGCCUCUGCUCCAGUAAAUCUUGAGGCAUUUUUUGGGCCUGCAGGGCGAGACCCAGAAUCAGUCCUCACAGCAUUCAGCUCCAAAGUGCUCCAAGCAGCAUUCAAGAGUCCAAAAGGGAAGUUAGAAAGUUUUUUGGAUGAACAGAACAAGGGAAGAAUUUUCAAAAUACAAAAAGAAGAUCUUAGUGGCUUGGCACCUAAGAAAAGCAUUUGGCCAUUUGGUGGACAAUUUAAGAAUCCUUUCAAUAUUUUCAGCAAUAAUCCAGCCUUUUCUAACCAAUUUGGUAGUCUCUUUGAAGUUGGUCCUUCAGAAAUUACAAGUGGACUUGAUGGACUCAAUCUCAUGCUUACCUUUGCCAACAUCACCAAGGGAUCUAUGUCUACUAUUUACUACAACACAAAUGCAAACAAAAUAGCACUAGUAAUUGAUGGUGAAGGAGAAUUUGAGAUGGCAUGUCCACACAUGUCAUCAAGUUCAUCACACUCUAAACAAAGAAGGAGUAGCAGCACUUCAUACCAAAAAAUCAAUGCAAGAUUAAGGCCAGGAACAGUGUUUGUUGUCCCAGCUGGUCAUCCUUUUGUAACCAUAGCUUCCAAGAACAAUAACCUCAAGAUAGUUUGCUUUGAGGUUAAUGCACAAAGGAACAAGAAGCUUGCUUUUGCAGGGAAGAACAACAUUGUGAGUGCACUAGACAAGACAGCUAAGAAGCUAGCAUUUGAUAAAUCUGCUGAGAAGGUGGAUGAGAUAUUUAAGAGAGAUGAGGAAUUCUUUUUCCCUUAUGAUGUUGAAGAUGAGAGCAAGGAGGAGCAUGGUCGUGCUGAUGAGUGAAUAGGGUUUUAAAAGGGUGGUGACAAUGGAGGUUAUGUAAAUUAGGUCAUGGUAUGUGUAUGCAAGGAUGUGAAUGAAAUAAAAAGGACACACAUUGUUGCUUGUUAUGGCAACAUAACUAUAUGUGUUGUAUCAUGAGAGUUACAUUACAUCUAAGUUAAUGUAAGCUCUUUUCUUCGGCUUUUUUCUUCUUA
This is a messenger RNA of Medicago truncatula (barrel medic), 1729 nucleotides long. Its product is annotated as sucrose-binding protein. The coding region runs from base 51 to 1535 and encodes 494 amino acids. The transcript has 5 exons. Lineage: Eukaryota; Viridiplantae; Streptophyta; Magnoliopsida; Fabales; Fabaceae. The record is from RefSeq and is a predicted model, not a curated record.